UUUCCUGUACACCGGACGUGAGCACGGGAACAGACGGAACACGUGAAAAAGAAGUAAAAACACGGCCGGGGAGAUGGACAGCACGGAGGCGCCCAAAAAGCAGGACAAAGGCAAGAAAAAGAAGACGAAGAAGCCGAAGAAAGACAGCACAGCUCAAGGCGAGAAUGGCGACGCCAGCGCCGCUGAGAAAGCAGAGGGCGGACAGGCUGACAGCAGCUCGCAGGGAGCCGCCUUCCCCCCCACUUUCAGCCUGUCGGAGGUCAAGAAUAAACAGCGCAGACACCUCAUGUUCAUGAAACUCAAGCAGGAGAAAAGAAAGCAAAAGAUGCAGCUGAAGAAAAAGAGGAGAAAAGAAAGGGAGGCUUUAGGUGACAAGGCACCACCUAAAGAAGUCCCCAAAACGAUAGAGAACCAGAGGGUGUACGACGAGACAACAGUCGACCCGGAGGAUGAAGAGGUUGCCUUUGAUGAGGGAACUGAUGAAUUCUCUGCCUACUUCAACCGGCUGACUAACCCCAAAGUGCUCAUCACAACAUCGGACAGACCCAGGGGGAGGACGGUGCGGUUCUGUGAGCAGCUGGCCACAGUAAUCCCAGACGCCCAUGUGUACUACAGAAGAGGCUUGGCCUUGAAGAGAAUUAUCCCGCAGUGUGUUGCCAGGGGCUUCACAUAUCUCAUGGUGAUCAACGAGGAUCGCAAAGUGCCCAAUGGCAUGGUUCUCUGCCACCUCCCCGAUGGGCCCACGGCACACUUCAAAGUCAGCAGUGUUCGACUACGCAAGGAAAUGAAGAGGCGAGGCAAGGAUCCAACCAUGCACAGCCCAGAGGUGAUCCUCAACAACUUCUCCACGCGUCUGGGCCACACGAUUGGCCGUCUGUUUGCUGCGCUUUUCCCACACGACCCUCAGUUUGUGGGCCGGCAGGUCGCCACCUUCCACAACCAGAGAGACUUCGUCUUUUUCAGAUUCCACAGGUACAUCUUCAAGAAUGAGAAGAAAGUUGGCAUUCAAGAGCUCGGACCCCGCUUCACCCUCAAACUGCGCUCGCUACAGAAAGGCACCUUCGACUCAAAGUUUGGAGAGUAUGAGUGGGUUCUCAAGCGCCAUGAAAUGGAUGCCUGCAGAAGAAAGUUCCAGCUUUGAAUAUGUAGUAAUGGAUGUCCUUCAUGGUCAGACAUGGGUUCUCUCAUCCGUUACCCACGAUGUCACAGCUGCUUGUGUGUGUGUGCACAAAUGGACUGUAUGACGGACGUCUCAGUUUGACAGCAGCCAGGUGGAAAUGGUCACACUUUGACACCAAUUUGAGAUUUGACUCUGAAUCGUGGAUGCCAUCAUAUUGCUGUAGGCUCACAUUUGCCUCUGAAUUUGUGUCUGCAUUGCUUUUGGGACUGGGCUGCGUCCAGAUGAGUUAAUUACUGGAAUUUCAGUGCAGUUCUAGGGAUGCGAUUCCAAAGAUCACAUUUCAUGAAACAAAAUCACCUUGCGUCCACACUUUUGUACACUUUGUGUCCUGUAGGUAGAUUUCUUAAAUCUGCUCAACUUUUUCACAGCCUCUCUUUGUUACCAGUGUGUGCAUCGUGGCUAGGCUGCAUCCACAAUGUAAUUCAGAAUCACAUUGUGAGCCUGUCUGCACUCUCAUCUGAAUUUUAAAAGGUGUGCACCAAGGACUAUUACUCGUGGCCAGAUGAUUUGUGUCUUUGAAACCUGUACACAUAAUCGUACACAAUAACAGUGUGGACCUGCUCUAAUUACUGUUAUAUUAGGUUCAUAUUUGUAUCCACACCUCUGCUUAAAGCUCCCCUCCACUGAUUGAUGUCUCCUGUCAUUUUCAAACUGUUUGAGAGAGCUAAGUGAUGUAUGAUUCUGACAGCCUCAGUCAAAAUGAGUGGAAAUACAGGCGCCACAUCACAUAUGCAGGGUAAUUUUUUUUUUUCCCUUCAACCUGCCAACACCAGAGUCUGUGUUGCCUGUAGCUGUGUGCCAGCUGUGGUUUCUGAUGAGAUUUCAAAGAGGCUACUUUGGAAAAUGGGUGUGAAAGCAUAUUAUGAGACAAGUGUAACCAUGGCCAGUUUUGACGUGUCAGCAGAGGGACUCUUGUACCGUCGACAUCUGACAACAUAUUUAACAGGUUUGUAAAUGCAAGUAAUUUCAUACUAAUAAAACAUGUACAUACAAGA
Messenger RNA from Myripristis murdjan (pinecone soldierfish), 2175 nucleotides. It is a transcript of the gene rpf1, whose product is annotated as ribosome production factor 1 homolog. Gene Ontology annotation, cellular component: preribosome, large subunit precursor; nucleolus. Bases 74 to 1141 code for a protein of 355 amino acids. Gene Ontology annotation, biological process: maturation of LSU-rRNA; maturation of 5.8S rRNA. Gene Ontology annotation, molecular function: rRNA primary transcript binding. The record is from RefSeq and is a predicted model, not a curated record. Lineage: Eukaryota; Metazoa; Chordata; Actinopteri; Holocentriformes; Holocentridae. The transcript is spliced from 9 exons.